AUGGGGAGGAGAGGGGAGGAAAGGAGAGGAGAGGAGAGGAGAGGAGAGGAGAGGAGAGGAGAGGAGAGGAGAGGAGAGGAGAGGAGAGGAGAGGAGAGGAGAGGAGAGGAGAGGGGGGCAGACGUCAAAGGUGUAAAAAACCCUCCUCUCAUCCUACCAUAGAAGGGGAGGGAGGAGGGAAGCAAGGGAGCAGAUAAAAGAGGAGGAUAGUCAGAGGAGGUAUGGAGGGGAGGGAUGGGGAGGGAAAGUGCCAAACCCAGCUCAGCAGAAUUUGUCUACACUGUUUGGUCAGCUUGUCAAACAGAGGCCUCACCAACAGACCCUUUGAAAUUGUUUGAUUUUGUAGACCCCUAUGUAGAGAAUAGGGUACCAUUUGAGACGUAGCCUUAGUAUCAGUUUCUCCUCCACCCAGCCAGUCAGCCAGCUGGGAUAUAUUUUCUAUUGCUCUCCCCAUUGUGAACUUCUGUCUCUUCUAGAUUAGAACUGAUUGGAUUUAGGGAAUCUGCAUCAUUACAGUUAUUAGAUUAGUAGAGAGAGAAGAGGAGUUUGCAAACUCUGAGAUUGAAUUCAGGGAAAUUAAUGAAAUUGGGUGGUAGUGUGUGUGUGUCUGCCUGCCUGCGUGCAUGUGCACGAUUCUUGUGCCCCUCCUCAUGACUAUACAGUGGGAGAAAAAAGUAUUUAGUCAGCCACCAAUUGUGCAAGUUCUCCCACUUAAAAAGAUGAGAGAGGCCUGUAAUUUUCAUCAUAGGUACACGUCAACUAUGACAGACAAAAUGAGAAAAAAAAUCCAGAAAAUCACAUUGUAGGAUUUUUAAUGAAUUUAUUUGCAAAUUAUGGUGGAAAAUAUGUAUUUGGUCAAUAACAAAAGUUUCUCAAUACUUUGUUGUAUACCCUUUGUUGGCAAUGACACAGGUCAAACGUUUUCUGUAAGUCUUCACAAGGUUUUCACACACUGUUGCUGGUAUUUUGGCCCAUUCCUCCAUGCAGAUCUCCUCUAGAGCAGUGAUGUUUUGGGGCUGUCGCUGGGCAACACAGACUUUCAACUCCUUCCAAAGAUUUUCUAUGGGGUUGAGAUCUGGAGACUGGCUAGGCCACUCCAGGACCUUGAAAUGCUUCUUACGAAGCCACUCCUUCGUUGCCCGGGCGGUGUGUUUGGGAUCAUUGUCAUGCUGAAAGACCCAGCCACGUUUCAUCUUCAAUGCCCUUGCUGAUGGAAAGAGGUUUUCACUCAAAAUCUCACGAUACAUGGCCCCAUUCAUUCUUUCCUUUACACGGAUCAGUCGUCCUGGUCCCUUUGCAGAAAAACAGCCCCAAAGCAUGAUGUUUCCAACCCCAUGCUUCACAGUAGGUAUGGUGUUCUUUGGAUGCAACUCAGCAUUCUUUGUCCUCCAAACACGACGAGUUGAGUUUUUACCAAAAAGUUCUAUUUUGGUUUCAUCUGACCAUAUGACAUUCUCCCAAUCCUCUUCUGGAUCAUCCAAAUGCACUCUAGCAAACUUCAGACGGGCCUGGACAUGUACUGGCUUAAGCAGGGGGACACGUCUGGCACUGCAGGAUUUGAGUCCCUGGCGGCGUAGUGUGUUACUGAUGGUAGGCUUUGUUACUUUGGUCCCAGCUCUCUGCAGGUCAUUGUGAAUUGAUUGCCCCCCAUUUAUCCUCAGAGUUCGUACUGCUUGGUGACCUAAAUUGGGAUAUGCUUAACACCCCGGCCAUCCUACAAUCCAAACUAGAUGCCCUCAAUCUCACACAAAUUAUCAACGAACCUACCAGGUACAACCCUAAAUCCGUAAACAUGCGUACCCUCAUAGAUAUCAUCCUGACUAACUUACCCUCUAAAUACACCUCCGCUGUCUUCAACCAGGAUCUCAGCGAUCACUGCCUUAUUGCCUGCGUCCGUAACGGGUCCGCGGUCAAGCGACCACCCCUCAUCACUGUCAAACGCUCCCUAAAACACUUUAGCGAGCAGGCCUUCCUAAUUGACCUGGCCCAGGUAUCCUGGAUGGAUAUAGAUCUCAUUCCGUCAGUAGAGGAUGCCUGGUUGUUCUUUAAAAGUAAUUUCCUCUCAAUCUUAAAUAAACAUGCCCCAUUUAAAAAAAACAGAACUAAGAACAGAUAUAGCCCCUGGUUCUCCUCAGACUUGACUGCCCUUGACCAGCACAAAAACAUCCUGUGGCGUACUGCAUUAGCAUCAAAUAGCCCCCGUGAUAUGCAACUUUUCAGGGUUCAAGUUAGGAACCAAUAUACACAAGCAGUCAAGAAAGCAAAGGCUAACUUUUUCAAACAGAAAUUUGCAUCCUGUAGCACUAACUCCAAAAAGUGUUGGGACACUGUAAAGUCCAUGGAGAAUAAGAGCACUUCCUCCCAGCUGCCCACUGCACUGAGGCUAGGAAACACUAUCACCACCGAUAAAUCUACAAUAAUCGAGAAUUUCAACAAGCAUUUUGCUACGGCUGGCCAUGCUUUCCACCUGGCUACCACUACCCCGGCCACCAACUCUGCACCCUUGCAACUUGCCCAUGCCCCCCCCCGCUUCUCCUUCACACAAAUUCAGACAGCUGAUGUUCUGAAAGAGCUGCAAAAUCUGGACCCCUACAAAUCAGCUGGGCUAGACAAUCUGGACCCUUUCUUUCUAAAACUAGCCGCAGAAAUUGUCGCAACCCCUAUUGCUAGCCUGUUCAACCUCUCUUUCGUAACGUCUGAGAUCCCCAGAGAUUGGAAAGCUGCCGCGGUCAUCCCCCUCUUCAAAGGGGGUGACACUCUAGAUCCAAACUGUUACAGACCUAUAUCCAUCCUGCCCUGCCUUUCGAAAGUAUUUGAAAGCCAAGUUAACAAACAGAUAACCAACCAUUUCGAAUCCCACCGUACCUUCUCCGCUAUGCAAUCCGGUUUCCGAGCUGGUCAUGGGUGCACUUCAGCCACGCUCAAGGUCCUAAACGAUAUUAUAACCGCGAUCGAUAAUAGACAGUACUGUGCAGCCGUCUUCAUCGACCUGGCCAAGGCUUUCGACUCUGUCAACCACCGCAUUCUUAUUGGCAGACUAAAUAGCCUUGGUUUCUCAAAUGACUGCCUCGCCUGGUUCACCAACUACUUCUCAGAUAGAGUUCAAUGUGUGAAAUCGGAGGGCCUGUUGUCUGGACCUAUGGCAGUCUCUAUGGGGGUGCCACGGGGUUCAAUUCUUGGGCCGACUCUUUUCUCCGUGUAUAUCAAUGAUGUCGCUCUUGCUGCUGGUGACUCUCAGAUCCACCUCUACGCAGACGACACCAUUUUGUAUACAUCUGGCCCUUCAUUGGACACUGUGUUAACAAACCUCCAAACGAGCUUCAAUGCCAUACAACACUCCUUCAGUAGCCUCCAACUGCUCUUAAACACUAGUAAAACUAAAUGCAUGCUCUUCAAUCGAACGCUGCUGGCACCCGCCCACCCGACUAGAAUCACCACUCUCGACGGGUCUGACCUAGAGUAUGUGGACAACUACAAAUACCUAGGUGUCUGGUUAGACUGUAAACUCUCCUUCCAGACUCACAUUAAGAAUCUCCAAUCCAAAGUUAAAUCUAGAAUCGGCUUCCUAUUUCGCAACAAAGCCUCCUUCACUCAUGCUGCCAAACAUGCCCUCGUAAAACUGACUAUCCUACCGAUCCUUGACUUCGGCGAUGUCAUUUACAAAAUAGCCUCCAACACUCUACUCAGCAAAUUGGAUGUAGUCUAUCACAGUGCCAUCCGUUUUGUCUCCAAAGCCCCAUACACUACCCACCACUGUGACCUGUACGCUCUUGUUGGCUGGUCCUCACUACAUGUUCGUCGUCAAACCCACUGGCUCCAGGCCAUCUAUAAAUCACUGCUAGGCAAAUCCCCGCCUUAUCUUAGCUCAUUGGUCACCAUAGCAGCACCCACCCGUAGUCUGCGCUCCAGCAGGUAUAUCUCACUGGUCAUUCCCAAAGCCAACACCUCCUUUGGCCGCCAUUCCUUCCAGUUCUCUGCUGCCAAUGACUGGAACGAAUUGCAAAAAUAUCUGAAGCUGGAGACUCGUAUCUCCCUCACUAACUUUAAGCAUCAGUUGUCAGAGCACCUUACCGAUCACUGCACAUGUACACAGCCCAUCUGAAAUUAGCCCACCCAACUACCUCAUCCCUAUAUUGUUAUUUAUUUUGCUCUUUUGCACCCCAGUAUCUCUAUUUGCACAUGAUCUCUUGCACAUCUAGCAUUCCAGUGUUAAUACUAAUUGUAAUUAUUUUGCACUAUAGCUUAUUUAUUGCCUUACCUCCAUAACUUGCUACAUUUGCACACACUGUAUCUAUAUUUUCUGUUGGAUUUUAUGACCCAUAUGUAACUCUGUGUUGUUGUUUUUAUCGCACUGCUUUGCUUUAUCUUGGACAGGUCGCAGUUGUAAAUGAGAACUUGUUCUCAACUGGCUUACCUGGUUAAAUAAAGGUGAAAUAAAAAAAAUAAAAAAUUCACUAGGUCCCUCCGUGUGGUUCUGGGAUUUUUGCUCACCGUUCUUGUGAUCAUUUUGACCCCACGGGGUGAGAUCUUGCGUGGAGCCCCAGAUCGAGGGAGAUUAUCAGUGGUCUUGUAUGUCUUCCAUUUCCUAAUAAUUGCUCCCACAGUUGAUUUCUUCAAACCAAGCUGCUUACCUAUUGCAGAUUCAGUCUUCCCAGCCUGGUGCAGGUCUACAAUUUUGUUUCUGGUGUCCUUUGACAGCUCUUUGGUCUUGGCCAUAGUGAAGUUUGGAGUGUGACUGUUUGAGGUUGUGGACAGGUGUCUUUUAUACUGAUAACAAGUUCAAACAGGUGCCAUUAAUACAGGUAACGAGUGGAGGACAGAGGAGCCUCUUAAAGAAGAAGUUACAGGUCUGUGAGAGCCAUAAAUCUUGCUUGUUUGUAGGUGACCAAAUACUUAUUUUCCACCAUAAUUUGCAAAUAAAUUCAUUAAAAAUCCUACAAUGUGAUUUUUCUGGAUUUCUUUUUCUCAAUUUGUCUGUCAUAGUUGACGUGUACCUAUGAUGAAAAUUACAGGCCUCUCUCAUCUUUUUAAGUGGGAGAACUUGCACAAUUGGUGGCUGACUAAAUACUUUUUUUCCCCACUGUAUGUGCGUAUUUGCCUGCCUGUGUCUGUUUAAAGAGUGUGCGUGUGUGAGUAUGUGUGUUUGUGUGUGAGUGUGUAUGUGUCUGUGUGUAACAAAAUGAGACUGGCCACAUGUAUGUAUCUAUGUAUCUAUGUGUGUAUCUAUGUAUGUAUAGUAUUAGUAGCCUCGAUGGUCCUAUGUACUGUAUGUAUGUAUGUAUAUAUGUAUGGUUUGUACGUAUGUAUGUAUGUAUGUAUGUACGCACGUAUGUAUGUAUAGUAUUAGUAGCCUCGAUGGUCCUACUGAUGGUAUUGAAUCGUACUUACGUUAAUGACCCGAAUGAGGACAUAUAGAAAAGGCAUUAGCAUGUAGAGGAAUCCGAUGUAAACAUGGAUUUCAAAUGCUAACCAAAUAGCCUGCAACACAUUUUUUCACCCCCUUGCAAACACAAAAUCUGGACCAUGGUAAUAUAUUUACUCAAACGAUGUUUGACAACAAAGUAUGUUCCACAUAAAGUAGAGUCCUGACAUUUUCAGCAGAUGCUCUUAUCCAGGGAUAAAUGCCUUGCUCAAGGGCACAUUGAUCAAUUAUUAAUCUAGUCGGCUGAAGGAUUCAAACCAGCAACCUCUUGGUUACUGGCCCAACACACUUAACCUCUAGGCUAACUGCCAGCCAUGGUGAUAUUCGUAGCUACUUAAGCUGAUAGCAAGGCAAUUGUCAUUGGGUUUUUGUAGACAUCCAAUUAUAAACCAGAUGAAAACUCAAUAGUGGAUAUGUAAUCCUAUGUUGAUUUUCCCUUUCUACAGUAUCCCUAUGGGUCUACUAAGUACAAGACGUGUAGUUGAGAUGUGUAUGUCUCCCAAGCCUAAUGCCAAGUAUCCUAUCAAUUCUGUCUCUAUGUGAUUCUCGGGUACAUGUAGGUAUUAGCAGCCUCUCUCAGUAGUGAGGGUCCUAUGUCAGUCCCUGUCCCCUAGAAUGUGUUGUUGAACAGUGAAUAGAUGUAUGUCUCCCAAGCCUGAUGCCAAAUAGCCUACACAUUUUGUCUCUGUGUUAGAGGGGUAGGUAGCAUCCUUUACCUCAGUAAUUGGGUUCCUCUACCUGUUCUGUCUCCACGGGUUGGUACUGUUAGCAGCCUCUGCCGCUAAUAGGGGUCCUUUGAUUGUGAGUGUCCCCUUGAAUGUUUUGUCGGACAGAACAGUGAACACAACUCUUACAUGGAAGGGUCUCUGUAUCUAUAUAUUGUAUGUAAUAUUAGGCCUUUUUCCAUCUCUAUCCAAGCAAGGCAAGGCUUCUCUGUUCCCCCAUGAACCCUCUAUUCUCCUCAUAGCCAUCCAGGCUACACAAUGACAGCUGCUGUCCUUCAAUUCCUCUUGACCUAUUUCCCCUUCUCUCUCCUCUUCAGGUCAGUCUAGUGGUCCCAGCAGACUCCCCUCCCACAACAAGAGAAAUACCUUUUAGAUAGAAGACACACGCAAGUGAAGACAGAGACACACACACACACGCACGCACACACGCACGCACGCACGCACACACACACACACACACACACACACUGGGUCAGUAGAUCAGGGAAGAUCAUCUUAGAGAAUACAAUAGGCUCACUCUCAGAAACACAAAAGAUUGGUUACCCCUCUCCUCUCCCUUUCACUCUCCUGGUCAAAAGUAGUGCACUAAAUAGGGAAUAGGGAGACAUUUGGGACAGAACCUUGGAUGUGAGUUGUUGCCUUGAGGGACUCUCUAACCACUAUGUGUAAUGCAAAUACCUAACUGGUGUGUGUGUGUGUGUGUGUGUGUGUGUGUGUGUGUGUGUGUGUGUGUGUGUGUGUGUGUGUGUGUGUGUGUGUGUGUGUGUGUGUGUGUGUGUGUGUGUGUGUGUGUGUGUGUGUGAGUGUGUAUGUGUGUGUAAUUGGGCUCCUCAGUCUUAAUGAAUAAUGUAUUUUUAACAAGAAUUAAGUCUUACCUUGAUCUUGGUAAUGUCAUGCAGGAAACACACAUUAUAUGCCAUUCAGAGAUGCUGGACCAAUCCUUAUUGGCAGUGUCUGACAUAGCAUUCCCUAUAUACUUGUGUGUGUGUGUGUGUGUGUGUGUGUGUGUGUGUGUGUGUGUGUGUGUGUGUGUGUGUGUGUGUGUGUGUGUGUGUGUGUGUGUGUGUGUGUGUGUGUGUGUGUGUGUGUGUGUGUGUGUGUGUGUGUGUGUGUGUGUGUGUGUGUGUGUGUGUGUGUGUGUGUGUCAACAUGAAUGGAUACUGUUUACUAAUGAAAUGUGCUUAGCUUGAAUUGCUCAGCGAGUUUGCUUCUAUGCAGAGUGGCAAAAGCUGUUCAUUCAGAAUGCACUGAAUAUGUAUUGUAUUGUACAAUGAAGAAGACCAUUUUAUAAAAUGGAGAAAAAUAGUGUUCACUUGAAACCAACAUCUUGAGUUAAAGUACACAAGGCGGCUCUCUCCCUUACAGCGAUGCGUAGGCGACCUUACAACGAAGCUAUGCCAGAGAGACAUGUCAGAGAAAUCGCCUUGAUAUGUAUCAUGGUAACCCUUUGUUGCUAUGCAGUUACGUAAUACAGCUGUUUAUAAAAUAUAAGGAAUGUGUAAAGACAAGAGAAAACAUUGAACACAGUGGUAAAUACUGCACAAUGUAUACAGUAAUUGCACUAGUACAAUAGUGUGUGUGUCUGUGAGUGUGUGUGCGUGUGUGUGUGUGUGUGCACGUGUGUGUGUGCAUUUGUGUGUUUAUGCUUCUGUGUGCGCAUUCAUGAGUGUGUGUGUGUAUACGUUUGUGUGUAUGCGUGUGUGUAUCUGUGUGUGUGUAUCUGUGUGUGUAUGCGUGUGUGUAUCUGUGUGUGUGUAUCUCUGUGUGUGUAUGCGUGUGUGUAUCUGUGUGUGUGCCAAGCAGCCAUCCUGUAUGGAUGAUGAACGACUAUCAGGGUUUACUGUUCAGGCGCUUAUAGAUUUCUUGUCUUUCACUUCAUUAAACAGUUUGAUCAAGGGUUUUCCAGCAGAGUUGGACUGCGUCCCAAAUGGCACCUUUCUCCCUAUUUAGUGCACUAUACUGUAUAGGGAAAAGACCAGAGAAGGAUGGGGUGAGGCUAGGUGAAUACAGUGUGGGGGAUUUGAAAAGAAGGGGGAGGGAGGGAGGGAGGAAGGAAGGAAGGAAGGGAGAGGCGAGAGAGGAGGAAGGAAGGAAGGAAGGAAGGAAGGAAGGAAGGAAGGAAGGAAGGAAGGAAGGAAGGAAGGAAGGAAGGAAGGAAGGAAGGAAGGAAGGAAGGAAGGAAGGAAGGAAGGAAGGAAGGAAGGAAGGAAGGAAGGAAGGAAGGGAGAGGCGAGAGAGGAGGGAGGAAGGAGAGGGAUACAAGCACUGGAGAUUUUAGCAUGUAAAUCUUGGUGGGGCAAACCCCCCUCAAAAAAUGGGGAUGUAUACCAGCAAAUCCACUACACUACACAACACUAAACAAUACAUUAACUGCACUAUAAUGGUGACAAACGGUGCCCACAUAAAGCUGUCCCAACAGCAGAGUCCCAACAGCAGUCCCAACACCUUCACCACUGCUACACCUGGCUAUCAGCGGAGCUGUGUCUGGCAGCGAAACAGUUCAUUCAGCCUCAUUUACUGCCUUUUAAAGAAACACAGGUGAUAUGGCUGACUUGCUUAAACAAAUGUGGUUUCUACUGACAAUUGAGAUGUAUAAACUAUGGCAUAAGGGGACGACAAGCGGAUAAGAGGCAAUCCAUAAUUUUGAUUAAGACAUUAACUUCUUAAGGAUCGGACCCUUUUUUUCCAUUUUCGCCUAAAAUGACAUACCCAAAUCUAACUGCCUGUAGCUCAGGACUUGAAGCAAGGAUAUGCAUAUUCUUGAUACCAUUUGAAAGGAAACACUUUGAAGUUUGUGAAAAUAUAACACAUUAGAUCUGGUAAAAGAUAAUACAAACAAAAAAACAUCCGUUUUCUAUUAAUUUUUUUGUUCCAUCAUCUUGCAAGAGAAAGGCCACAAUAUAAUAUUGCAAUUUAGAUUUUAGCCACAAGAUGGCAGCAGUGUGUGCACAAAGUUUCAGAUUGAUCCAGUGAAGCAUUGCAAUACUGGACUAUUUUGUAUGAAGUCUGCCCAAAUGUGCCGAAUUGGUCAAUUGAUACAUUUUUUUUUUUACAUUUUUAGUCAUUUAGCAGACGCUCUUAUCCAGAGCGACUUACAGUUAGUGAAUACAUUUUUUUUUUAUACUGGCCCCCCGUGGGAAUCGAACCCACAACCCUGGCAUUGCAAACGCCAUGCUCUAUCAACUGAGCUACAUCCCUGCCGGCCAUUCCCUCCCCUACCCUGGACGACUCUGGGCCAAUUGUGCACCGCCCAUGAGUCUCCCGGUCGCGGCCGGCUGCGACAGAGCCUGGAUUCGAACCAGGAUCUCUAGUGGCACAGUUGGCACUGCGAUGCAGUGCCUUAGACCACUGCGCCACUCAAGUACAUAACUAUACAGAACAUACAAAAAUGAUAUGGUAAUUCAAAAUGUACGUUUACACACUCCCAGGAAUGUCAUACAUGAUGGAUCAUUAGCAUAUACACUAACUUUCUCACAUCUAGAUGGCCGGGCGGGGUGGGUGUGGAGACAGAGACAGCAAGUGUUCAAACUGUAGAACCCAGUUCCUACAUUUGAAUAUAAAAAUAGAUUUUAUCAAAGAAAACUAUGCUACAUUUUAUCUUUGGGACCCUUAGGAUGAUAUAUUAGAGCAUAAUUACUGAAUGUAAGUACAUGAUUUACCUUCAGAGGUGAAUGUAUCAAACCAGUUGCCAUGAUAAUUUUUGUUGUUGUUGUGCACUCUCCUCAAACAAUAGCAUGGUAUUUUUUCACUGUGAUAGCUACUGUAAAUUCAACAGUGAAGUUCGAUUAACAAUAAUUUAAGCUUUCUGCCCAUACAAGACAUGUCUAUGUCCUGGACAGUUUGUUGUUACUUACAACAGUCAUGCUAAUCACAUUAGCGCACAUUAGCUCAACUGUCCCGUAUACGGGACACCGAUCCCGUAGAGGAUCAAUAUAACUAUUUGUUCAGCACUUUUGCAAUGUACAGCGACAGAAUUCAGAACAUGGGCCGUUCUUACAGUAUUCUCCCUGUACACCAAAUCAGAACCGAAGGAUAAAUAAAGGGGGCAUAUAUGCAGACAAUGAAAGCUCUUCCAAUAUUCAGUGAUUACAUUUCUCUAAAACAGGUUAUAGGCUACAUGUUCACCACUAAGUCAGAACAGUAGAAGAAAUUAAGAGGGGAAAUAGACCAAAUCAUUAGGGUGAGGCACAUGGGCUACUAACAGUUUACUACACAACAUACACUUAGUAUUACUUUCUUAGCUACAGUAUACUUAUCUCCCUGGCAUAUUACAUAAUUUAUGCAGCAGCAUACAAUACAUUUUUGGACUCACAUUGUUGUGCUGUGCUCACUUGAACAGGAAGGUGGCGCGGCGGUCCUUCGUGGGCAAAUUUUGUCAUCAAACUUUGUCAUCAAAGUCUGGCAUUCUCUGGAUUUAUUGUGCUUUCAAGACAACUGGGAACUCUGGUCGAACAAGGUUGAAUCAUGAUGACAUCAGUGAUCUUCAGGUUGUAGCUCUAGAAAGAGGCCCGAGUUCCCGACUUACAGUUCUGAGUUGGAUGACCGGAGCUCAUUUUUCCCGAGUUCCCAGUUGUCUUGAAUUCACUGAAGUCAGAUUUCCCAGUUUUGAGUUAACAGUUGUUUUGAGCGCGGCAGAAAUCUUGCUGAAUUGACAGCGAGGCCAAUGUUGAAUGUUUAUCAUUUUAAGCUUGGGUAAGAGACCCUUAAACCUAGACUUGGGACCACACACCCACUCCACUGAAAAAGCAGGCUAGUGAUUGCUUUGCAAUGCUUGCAGUUAGCCACUGAUUCCUUCCAAACCUCUCAUUGUUGAAUAUGUGAUUUCCAACUUGUUGUGUAAUGUUUAUGUCCAAUGGCCGAUGAGCACCGAUACGUUUUAUCUAUAAUUUCUCUUCAUUAUUUCUCUUCAUAUGACAAGGAUCAAAAAGGAUUUGCCAGUAGAUUGUCGACUUCAUUCAUGAUGAUGACUGCUAGCUAAGAUUUUGAAAGUAUGAUGUUGACAUGAUCAGUCCAAUCAACGCUACUGUAGAUAUAACGUGAUUUGACUUCAUUUUAUCUGUGGCCAAUGAGCCUUCUUGGAUGGGCACUUGUAAUGUAACUCUAUGGCAGCACCCAAGGGGCUUGAAUGUUCGAGCUCUACCCUUAAAUUUUGCAGUGAUGUAGUGUCCCCAUGAGUGACAGAACACAAUGCCAAAAUAACGUGCAAAACAGGCAACCCUAAAAAACAUUUUUUAGCUGCCCUACCUGACCUGAAUGACGGGUUGCCACAGGUACAAGAUACAGUUUUGUGGCCAUUCAUUUAUCAAGUAGAUCAAAGCAGUUUAGAGCACAGCAGUGUGUUUGGAGCAGUGACCCAUGGGAGAAUCUAAUCAGUCUCUCAUCUGGCCUAAAGGCACUAGCCACUCAACCACUCUUACGUCCUGCAGUGCUGUGUUGGAGGAAACAAAAUGAUGGCCAAAACGUAGCCUGACAGCCUAAACUAUUUUUUUAUUUUUAUGUCUGAACAUCGAUAAUUGAAAACAACAAUAACACAUUGAAAAAUAAGCUGACACCCUCUCUGUUAUAAUAACGUUACACUUAUGUGUUAUCAGGUACUCCGAACCAAAUAUUGAAAUGAAUGGAUCAAAACACACAGAGAUACAACAUGGUAUGUAUUAUGAUGUCCCAAACAGUGAACUACUAGACUAAUUAUCUCACUGGAGGAGGAAUUUAAUCCAAUCAAAUAACAACCAUAUAAUCUAAUACUACAGACCAGAUGAUGGGUUGCAUCCCAAAUGGCACCCUAUUCCCUAUAUAGUGCACUAUUUUUGACCAGGGCCCAUAGGGUGCCAUUUUGGAUGCGGACAAUAUGUUUGGAUUUUUCUGGCGAUCUAAUUAUCAAACCAGUUAUUUUUUAUUUGUCAUAACUUAGUGGGCCACUGCCACCAAAUCAAGAAAUUUGAUGUCUGAGUGCUUGAGUGUGGCGCCAUAAUGGAGAAAAGCAUCAAUGGAGAACUGUGUCAAAUGGAGUUACUGCAAGGAGAGAGAUAUAUUUGACCUACAGACAUUAAGAAAACAUCUAAUUUGUGAUGAAACACAUACAGUAUGUUCAUAAAUGUCUCGCAAAGGCAUGCAUAAAUGUAUUCCCACAAAUGCACACACGCACACUUGAGAUAUUGAUUAACAGUAUUUGUCAGAGCUUGUGCAAUGUAAGAACUAAAUUGUGAACAUACACAUAGCAAAUAACCAUGAAACUUGAAAUGGACACACACACACACAAACACAAUUCCAAAGUAUCUCCUAUUCACAUCCCAUUAUUUCCUAAAUAAUAUAAAGUGGUCUUGUUUUCCUUUGUGGCAUUGAAGUCGUAUUUAUUUAUACUCCUAAUUUAUGACUGCUCCUCUUACCCUCCUAUUUACUGGCCAAUAUCACCGUAUUGAGAUCAACAGGGCAAUGAUGAAUGUAGUGCAGACUAUCCCGACUAGCCGGGCUUCUGUGGAAUUUAAUCCAUUUCAACUCUGGCGGCGUUUGAAAUGGCACCUUAUUCCCUAUAUCGUGCACUACCUUUGACCACGGCCAAUAGGGCUUGGGUCAAAAGUGGUGCACCAUAUAAAAAAUAGGAUGUCAUUUGAGACGCAGCCUCUGUGAUUCCCUAAACUGUUCCUUUAAGGCCCAAGCAAUCCCCUGACCUGAGAAGGAAAUUGCUUUUCCUAUUUUGUGAACCUGACAAAGAAAGGAAUUCAAGUGCUCCCCAUGUCACACACAUUAAAGGUUCAUUUUGUGUAAAGGAAAGUGUGUGUGUGUGUGCGUGUGCGUGUGCGUGUGUGUGUGUAUAGGCUUGUGUGUGUGUGGACAGUAUCUAGGCAAUGUGACUGAGCUUCAUUCCUCCUGAGAUUCUUCCUUCAAAAUACAGCUUGUUUUUACCUACUGUAGUUGAAUGCAGUAUGUCGCUCUGGAUAAGAGUGUUUGCUAAAUUAUUAAAUUACUAAAAUGUCAAAUGUCCUCAGAGAAGUCAUCCUCCAGAGGCUAAGAACAUAACGCGAUUAUAUGGAAAGCAAGUGUUUCCCAGAUCUGCAGGGAUAAUCUUUUUUUUAUUGGUAAUGUAAUUCACACACAUGGAGAUGCAGACUUACUGUAUAAACACACACACACAAACACUCACACGCACACACACACUAGGCACGGCAGCAGAGUUGAGAUAGGGUGCAGAUCUGUUCUCAGUCUGGUGGUAUACUAUGGUGAUACUAGAUACAACAUGAAGCAUCAGCAGAAAAUAUGAGAACAAGAAUGAGGCUUCCCUAGUUGUGGGUCUGCUGGUUGUGGUUUAAGUUGUGGGUCUGCUUGUUGUGGUUUAAGUAGUGGGUCUGCUUGUUGUGGUUUAAGUAGUGGGUCUGCUUGUUGGGGUUUAAGCAGUGGGUCUGUUUGUUGGGGUUUAAGCAGUGGGUCUGCUUGUUGUGGUUUAAGUUGUGGAUAUGCUUGUUGUGGUUUAAGUAGUGGGUCUGCUUGUUGGGGUUUAAGUUGUGAUUCUGCUUAUUGUGGUUUAAGUAGUGAGUCUGCUUAUUGUGGUUUAAGUUGUGGGUUUGCUUGUUGUGGUUUAAGUUGUGGGUAUGCUUGUUGUGGUUUAAGUAGUGGGUCUGCUUGUUGUGGUUUAAGUAGUGGGUCUGCUUGUUGUGGUUUAAGUAGUGGGUCUGCUUGUUGUGGUUUAAGUAGUGGGUCUGUUUGUUGUGGUUUAAGUUGUGGGUCUACUCCAAAAUCAUAACAACAUGUUUUUUUACCAUCUCCUGCUGUUUUGCCCUUGAGCAUGGCACUGAACCCCUCAUAAUGGCUCUCUAUCCAGGGGCGCUACACUGCUGCUGACCCUGUGCCCGUCAACGUGUGUGUGUGUGUGUGUGUGUGUGGUGUGUGUGUGUAUGUGUAGUGUGUGGUCUGUGUGUGUGUGUGUGUGUGUGUGUGUGUGUGUGUGUGUGUGUGUGUGUGUGUGUGUGUGUGUGUGUGUGUGUGUGUGUGUGUAUCUAGGGGCGUCAGGAAAGUCAGAACACAAAUGUCCAUUCUAACAAUAAAGUUGUAUUUUAUAGUAUUCUAUUCUACACACACACACGUCCUACAAGCAUGAACACAUGCAGUAUGACACACACUAGGAGAUACUGUACCUGCCAAGUUGCUCCAUUAACAAGUGUACUACUGAAAGCAUCACUUUUUUUAAACCGCUGCUCAGGAACUGCCCUGCAAACAACGAGUCAUUAGGACGUCCCUGGGACGUCACGAAAUGGUCACCUAAAGUCGUCAGGACGUUGUGUCAUGGUCCCCUGGAGGUUUUGUCUAGUUCCCGGUUGGUCCCAGGGAUGUCCCUAGGGACGUUUUUAGGACGUUCUAGGGAUGACGUGUCAAGGUCCCCUGGAGGUUUUGUCUAGUUCCCGGUUGGGCCCGAGGACGUCCCUAAGGACAUUUUAAAGAUGUUUUUGGGAAAUUGUGUGAUGGUCCCGGUUUGUCCCAGGGAUAUCCCCGAGGACAUUUUUAGGACUUUCUUGGGGUGUUGUGUCAUGGUCCACUGAAGGUCCCAAGGGGAACGUUUUUGGGAUGUUGUGGCAUGGUCCCGUGGAGGUUUUUGUCUAGUUCCCAGUUUGCCCCGUGGAUGUCACCUGAUGGUCACAAAGAAACGUUCUACCCACCCCAAAUAUUUUCUUACCCAGGGCAUUCAUUUUUCAUUUUAGUCAUUUAGCAGAGGCUCUUAUCCAGAGCGCCUUACAGGAACAAUUAGGGUUAAGUGCCUUGCUCAAGGGCACAUCGGCAGAUUUUUCACCUAGUUACUUGUUACUGUUGCCCUGAUUGAUGAACCACUGAUCCAGUCAGAGCUAUUUUUCUUUUGGCAAUGCAUGGGACACCACACACAGCUUUUCAACUUAUAUAGUUCACACACGAUUACAUUAUCCAAACAUAAAUUAUUAAGAAACGUCCUCAUCUGGGAUUUGAACUCACAACCUCUUGGUUCAUGGUAUUCUGAUGUUCCUGCUACGCGGCGAUGUCUGUGUCAAUGACAGAUUUUACCUGUAGGCCUAGUCCUACACUUUGCACUUCAAAGUAAAUCUCAGCUCUGUUAAAAAUACACUGAAGAAAAAUGAUUAUAUUUAUCAUAGUGCUUCAGGAGGAACAUUAAAACAGAAUAAUGUGCCCCACCAACAUUAGACAACUAUACCAAAAAAACAAACUUAAAUAGCUGAAAUAAGUAAAUGAAAUCAAUGAGAGAAUAGUCAGAUUAACUCAUAACUAAAAUAGCACUACAGAUGGCACUCUUUUGCUAAGUGCAGACAUGUACUAUAGGUAGCGAAUGUGUAGGGGACUUCUGAAAUUCCACUGACUUUGUGGUGCAUCAGAAAUAUCAGCAUACCCCAACUCCCAGGUGCGGUCAUGGCAGUACUAGGUGAUCAUGUCACAUAUUGUCAUUGAUUAAAGAUUUUUACACUAGUUUAGCUGAACAGCAUACCACGUGACAAACUGGGAACUAGACAAAACCUCCAGGGCACCAUGACCCAAUGUCUCAAGAAUGUUCAGGGGACCUUCUGGGAACGUCCUAAAAACAUUAAAAAGGUCCCCCAAAGAACAUUCCCUUGGGACCAUCACGCAACGUCCUAUGGACUAGUAAAAUUAAAGUCAUAAAAAGGUCCUCAGUGACGUCCUGGGAACAUACAUGGAACUAGACAAAUGUCCCUCAGAGAACGUUCCCUUGGGACCAUCACGCAAUGUUCAAAGAAUGUUAUCAAAACCUCAUUGGGAUAACGACGCACAGAAACCCUUAAGGGACCUAAUGGGAACAUCGCUGAAUGUCCUCAGGACGUCCCCUGUUUGCUGGGUGGUAGUCUCCAACCAUGAAUAAGUUAACAGGAUACUGAAAACCUCUCCCAUACAAUAGAGUAGACCCUGUUGAGUUAUAAUCGAUGCGGACCACUAUCCGAUCUAAUGGACUGCAAUUUAAAAUGAAAAGACAGUUAUAGGAUGUGUACCAAAUGGCAUACAAUUCCCUACAUAGUGCAUUACUUUUGGCCAGAGCCCUAUGGGCCCUGAUCAAAAGUAGUGCACGAUGUAGGGAAUAGGGUGUUAUUUGGAAUAAAGACAUACAGUUGAAGUCGGAAGUUUACAUACACCUUAGCCAAAUACAUUUAAACUCAGUUUUUCACAAUUUCUGACAUUUAAUCCUAGUAAAAAUUCCCUGUCUUAGGUCAGUUAGGAUCACCACUUCAUUUUAAGAAUGUGAAAUGUCAGAAUAAUAGUAGAGAGAAUGAUUUAUUUCAGCUUUUUCUUUCUUUCAUCACAUUCCCAGUGGGUCAGACGUUUACAUACACUCAAUUAGUAUUUGGUAGCAUUGCCUUUAAAUUGUUUAACUUCGGUCAAAUGUUUCGGGUAGCCUUCCACAAGCUUCCCACAAUAAGUCGGGUGAAUUUUGACCCAUUCCUCCUGACAGAGCUGGUGUAACUGAGUCAGGUUUGUAGGCCUCCUUGCUUUUUCAGUUCUGCCAACACAUUUUCUAUAGGAUUGAGGUCAGGGCUUUGUGAUGGCCACUCCAAUACCUUGACUUUGCUGUCCUUAAGCCAUUUUGCCACAACUUUGGAAGUUUGCUUGGGGUCAUUGUCCAUUUGGAAGACCCAUUUGCGACCAAGCUUUAACUUCCUGACUGAUGUCUUGAGAUGUUGCUUCAAUAUAUCCACAUAAUUUUCCUUCCUCAUGAUGCCAUCUAUUUUGUGAAGUGCACCAGUCCCUCCUGCAGCAAAGCACCCCCACAGCAUGAUGCUGUCACCCCCGUGCUUCACGGUUGGGAUGGUGUUCUUUGGCUUGCAAGCUCCCUCUUUUUCCUCCAAAAAUAACGAUGGUCAUUAUGGUCAAACAGUUCUAUUUUAGUUUCAUCAGACCAGAGGACAUUUCUCCAAAAAGUAUGAUCUUUGUCCCCAUGUGCAGUUGCAAACCGUAGUCUGGCUUUUUUAUGGCGAUUUUGGAGCAGUGGCUUCUUCUUUGCUGAGCGGCCUUUCAGGUUAUGUCGAUAUAGGACUCGUUUUACUGUGGAUAUGGAUACUUUUGUACCUGUUUCCUCCAGCAUCUUCACAAGGUCCUUUGCUGUUGUUCUGGGAUUGAUUUGCACUUUUUGUACCAAAGUACGUUCAUCUCUAAGAGACAGAACGCGUCUCCUUCCUGAGCUGUAUGACGGCUGCGUGGUCCCAGGGUGUUUAUACUUCCGUACUAUUGUUUGUACAGAUGAAUUUGGUACCUUCAGACGUUUGGAAAUUGCUCCCAAUGAUGAACCAGACUUGUGAAGGUCUACAAUUUAUUUUCUGAGGUCUUUGCUGGUUUCUUUUGAUUUUCCCAUGAUGUCAAGCAAAGAGGCACUGAGUUUGAAGGUAUGCCUUGAAAUACAUCCACAGGUUCACCUCCAAUUGACUCAAAUGAUGUUAAUUAGCCUAUCAGAAGCUUCUAAAGCCAUGACAUCAUUUUCUGGAAUUUUCCAAGCUGUUUAAAGGCACAGUCAACUUAGUGUAUGUAAACCUCUGACCCACUGGAAUUGUGAUACAGUGAAUUAUAAGUUCAAUAAUCUGUCUGUAAACAAUUGUUGGAAAAAUGACUUGUGUCUUGCACAAAGUAGAUGUCCUAACCGACUUGCCAAAUCUAUAGUUUGUUAACAAGAAAUUUGUGGAGUGGCUGAAAAAAAAAAACGAGUUUUAAUGACUCCAACCUAAGUGUAUGUAAACUUCCGAUUUCAACUGUAGUUACACGACAGGCUCCUGCAUUGAGUCUUUUUAUACAGUACUUCUAUGUGAGUUAUCAGUGAACCCCAUUCUUCAGUUUUACGCUUGACAUAGGUAGCUAAGACUACUUUCAAAUCAUUCACAUUAUUCCCAUAAAGUAAAUUAUCCAGUGUUGAAUCAGUUAAGUGCUGUUAUGCUUAUUGUACUGUAUAUCGAGGGUUCCCUUCACUCCUGCAUCUUCAACGAGUGUUUGAGAUAGUCCUUCUAAGAAGCAGUGAUGUUGCCUGGAAUAGCCUUCGAUCAUUUAGAAAUCCGGCAGGCAGGCAGGCAAGGCAUACAUGCCUUAGGCCAUAUUUUCCUCAUUAGGUAGCAUGGUCCCUUUGGGGUUCUCCAGGAAUGGAAUGGCCCUCCACUCUCCUUGAAUAAGCUGCCUCUCCUAGAUGGUUCUAGGAACUGUUGUAUAGGGGCCAUCCUCUGCCUAGUGCCUCUGCUUCUACCUCUCUCUGCCUUUCUGUGUCUAUGCCUCUAUUCUCUCCCUGUCUCUACCUCCAUUCCUCUGCCUGUAUUCUCUCUCUUUCUCUACCUCUAUCCAUCUGUCUCUGUCAACCUUUACCGCAAGCAUAUGCCUUCCCCUACAGUCCACCUCUUUCACAUACCUUCCCAUAUUGUCCACCUCUAUCAUCUACAGUUGAAGCUGUAGCUCCUGAAGCUGUAGCUCCUGAGUGGCGCAGUGGUCUAAGGCACUGCAUCGCAGUGCUAACUGUGCCACUAGAGAUCCUGGUUCGAAUCCAGGCUCUGUCGCAGCCGGCCGCGACCGGGAGACUCAUGGGCGGCGCACAAUUGGCCCAGCGUCGUCUAGGGGAGGGAAUGGCCGGCAGGGAUGUAGCUCAGUUGAUAGAGCAUGGCGUUUGCAACGCCAGGGUUGUGGGUUCGAUUCCCACGGGGGGCCAGUAUAAAAAAAUAAAUAUGUAAUCACUAACUGUAAGUCGCUCUGGAUAAGAGCGUCUGCUAAAUGACUAAAAUGUAAAUGUAAAUGAAGUCGGAAGUUCACAUACAUCUAAGCCAAAUACAUUUAAACUCAGUUUUCACAAUUCCUGACAUUUAAUCCUAGUAAAAAUUCCCUGUCUUAGGUCAGUUAGGAUCACCACUUUAUUUUAAGAAUGUGAAAUAUCAGAAUAAUAGUAGAGAGAAUGAUUUAUUUCAGCUUUUAUUUAUUUCAUCACAUUCACAGUGGGUCAGAAGUUUACAUACACUCAAUUAGUAUUUGGUAGCAUUGCCUUUCAAUUGUUUAAUUUGGGUCAAACGUUUCGGGUAGCCUUCCACAAGCUUCCCACAAUAAGUUGGGUGAAUUUUGGCCCAUUCCUCCAGACAGAGCUGGUGCAACUGAGUCAGGUUUGUAGGCCUCCUUGCUCGCACACGCUUUUUCAGUUCUGCCCACAAAUGUUCUAUAGGGUUGAGGUCAGGGCUUUGUGAUGGCCACUCCAAUACCUUGACUUUGUUGUCCUUAAGCCAUUUUGCCACAACUUUGGAAGUAUGCUUGGGGUUAUUGUCCAUUUGGAAGACCCAUUUGCGACCAAGCUUUAACUUCCUGACUGAUGUCUUGAGAUGUUGCUUCAAUAUAUCCACAUAAUUUUCCUUCCUCAUGAUGCCAUCUAUUUUGUGAAGUGCACCAGUCCCUCCUGCAGCAAAGCACCCCCACAGCAUGAUGCUGCCACCCCUGUGCUUCACGGUUGGGAUGGUGUUCUUCCGCUUGCAAGAAUCCCCCUUUUUCUUCCAAACAUAUAAUAAUAAUAAUAUGCCAUUUAGCAGACGCUUUUAACCAAAGCGACUUACAGUCAUGCGUGCAUACAUUUUUUUUGUGUAUGGGUGGUCCCGGGGAUCGAACCCACUACCUUGGCGUUACAAGCGCCGUGCUCUACCAGCUGAGCUACAGAGGACCACGAUUGGUCAUUAUGGCCAAACAGUUCUAUUUUUGUUUCAUCAGACCAGAAGACAUUUCUCCAAAAAGUACGAUCUUUGUCCCCAUGUGCAGUUGCAAACAGUAGUCUGGCAUUUUAAUGGCGGUUUUGGAGCAGUGGCUUCUUCCUUGCUGAGCGGCCUUUCAGGUUAUGUCGAUAUAGGACUCGUUUUACUGUGGAUAUAAAUACUUUUGUACCUGUUUCCUCCAGCAUCUUCACAAGGUCUUUUGCUGUUGUUCUGGGAUUGAUUUGCACUUUUCACACCAAAGUAUGUUCAUCUCUAAGAGACAGAACGCGUCUCCUUCCUGAGCGGUAUGACGGCUGCGUGGUCCCAUGGCGUUUAUACUUGGGUACUAUUGUUUAUACAGAUGAACGUGGUACCUUCAGUUGUUUGGAAAUUGCUCCCAAUGAUGAACCAGACCUUUGGAGGUCUACAAUUUUUUUUUUUGAUUUCUUUUGAUUUUCCCAUGAUGUCAAGCAAAGAGGCACUGAGUUUGAAGGUACCCUUGAAAUACAUCCACAGGUACACCUCCAAUUGACUCAAGAAGCUUCUAAAGCCAUGACAUCAUUUUAUGAAAUUUUCGAAGCUUUUUAAAGGCACAGUCAACUUAGUGUAUGUAAACUUCUGACCCACUGGAAUUAUGAUACAGUGAAUUAUAAGUGAAAUAAUCUGUCUGUAAACAAUUGUUGGAAAAAUGACUUGUGUCUUGCACAAAGUAGAUGUCCUAACCGACUUGCCAUAACUAUAGUUUGUUAAAAAUAAAUUUGUGAAGUGGUUGAAAAACGAGUUUUAAUGACUCCAACCUAAGUGUUUGUCAACUUCCGACUGUACCUACCCAUAUAGUCCACCUCUAUCAUCUACCUUCCCCUAUAGUCCAUCUAUAUCAUCUACCUUGCCCUAUAGUCCACCUCUAUAAUCUACCUUCCCCUAUAGUCCAUCUAUAUCAUCUACCUACGCCAAUAGUCCACCUCUAUCAUCUACCAUGCCCUAUAGUCCACCUCUAUCAUCUACCUUGCCCUAUAGUCCACCUCUAACAUCUACCUUGCUCUAUAUUCCACCUCUAUCAUCUGUCUUGCCCUAUAGUCUAUCUCUAUCAUAUACCUUCCUGUAUAGUCCACCUCUAUUAUAUUCCUUCCCUUAUAGUCCACCUCUAUAAUCUACCUACCUCAAUAGUCCACCUCUAUUAUCUACCUUGCCUUAUAGUCCACUUCUUUAAUCUACUUCCCCCUAAAGUCCACCUCUAUCAUCUACCUUACCCUAUAGUCCACCUCUAUCAUCUACCUUCCCCUAUAGUCCAGCUCUAUCAUAUACCUUCCCCUAAUGUCCAACUCCAUCAUCUACCUUCCCAUACAGUCCACCUCUAUCUUCUACCUUGCCCUACAGUCAACCGCUAUCAUCUACCUUCCCCUGUAGUCCACCUCUAUCAUCUACCUUCCCCUAAUGUCCACCUCUAUCAUCUACCUUGCACUAGAGUAUGCCUUAUCAUCUACCUUCCCCUACAGUCCACCUCUAUGAUCUACCUUCCCCUAAUGUCCACCUCUAUCAUCUGCCUUCCCCUACAGUCCACCUCUGUCAUCUACCUUCCCCUAUAGUCCACCUCUAUCAUCUACCUUCCCCAACAGUCCACCUCUAUCAUCUAUUUUGCCCUAUAGUCCACCUCUGUCAUCUUCCUUCCCCUACAGUCCAUCUCUAUUCUCUACCUUGCCCUAUAGUCCACCUCUAUCAUCUACCUUGCCCUAUAGUCCACUUCUUUCAUCUACCUUGCUCUACAGUAAAUCUCUAUCAUCUACCUUCCCCUGUAGUCCACCUCUAUCACCUACCUUCCCCUAUAGUCCACCUCUAUCAUCUACCUUGCCCUAUAGUCCACCUCUAUCAUCUACCAUGCCCUAUAGCCCACCUCUAUCAUUUAUCUUGAGCUAUAGUCCGCCUCUAUCAUCUACCUUCCCCUAGAGUCCACCUCUAUGAUCUACCUUCCCCUAUAGUCCAGCUCUAUCAUCUACAUUUACAUUACAUUUUAGUCAUUUAGCAGACACUCUUAUGAGUGAGUGCAUACAUUAUUUUUUUAUUUUUCAUACUGGCCCCACCGUGGGAAUCAAACACACAACCCUGGCGUUGCAAACACCAAGCUCUACCAACUGAGCUACAUCCCUGCCGGCCAUUCCCUCCCCUACCUUGGACAACGCUGGGCCAAUUGUGCGCCGCCCCAUCUUCCUUCCCCUACAGUCCACCACUAUCACCUACCUUGCACUAUGUCCACCUCUAUGAUCUACCUUCGUCUAUAUUCCAGCUCUAUCAUCUACCUUCCCCUAAUGUCCACCUCUAACAUCUGCCUUCCCCUACAGUCCACCUCUAUCAUCUGCAUUCCCCUAUAGUCCACCUCUAUCAUAUACCUUCCAGUAUAGUCCAUCUCUAUUCUAUUCCUUCCCCUAUACUCCACCUCUAUCAUCUACCUUACCUUAUAGUCCACUUCUAAAAUCUACUUUCCCCUAUAGUCCACCUCUUUCAUCUUUCUUACCCUACAGUCCACCUCUAUCAUAUACCUUGCCCUAUAGUCCACCUCUAUCAUCUCCAUUCCCCUACAGUCCACCUCUAUGAUCUACCUUCCCCUAUAGUCCAGCUCUAUCAUAAACCUUCCCCUAAUGUCCAACUCCAUCAUCUACCCUACCCUAUAGUCCACCGCUAUCAUCUACCUUGCCCUAUAGUCCACCUCUAUCAUCUACCUUGCCCUAUAGUCCGCCUCUAUCAUCUACCUUCCCCUAAUGUCCACCUCUAUGAUCUACCUUCCCCUAUAGUCCAGCUCUAUCAUAUACCUUCCCCUAAUGUCCAACUCCAUCAUCUACCUUCCCCUUUAGUCGACAUCUAUCAUCUACCUUGCCCUAUAGUCCACCUCUAUCAUCUACCUUGACCUAUAGUACACCUCUAUCAUCUGCCUUCCCCUAUAGUCAACUUCUAUCAUCUACCUUCCCCUAUAGUCCAGCUCUAUCAUAUACCUUCCCCUAAUGUCCAACUCCAUCAUCUACCUUGCCCUAUAGUCCACCUCUAUCAUCCUACCUCCCUCUUACCCAAGUCCACCUCUAUCAUCUACCUUCCCCUAGAGUCCACCUCUAUCAUCUACCUUCCCUAUAGUCCAACCCUCUAUCAUUACUUACCUAUUAGCCUUACAGACUUAUCCACCUUCCCGUAGAGUCACCUCUAUAUCUACUUUCUACUGGCCCACCUCUGAUCCACUACACUACCCCGUUGCAACACACAUGCUCUAUCCAACUGAGCUUACCCCUGCCUAGUCCAUUCAUCCUCCCUACCUUGACCACGCUGGCCAAUCAUUCCACCUUCCCCUAAGUCCACCUCUAUAUCUUAAAUCCCCUAUAGUCCACUCUCUACCUCCCUAAUGAUCACCUUCCCCUAUAUCCACCUCUAUCAUCUACCUUCCUUAUAGUCCACCUCUAUCAUCUACCUUCCCCUAUAGUACCACUCUAUCAUCUACCUCCCUAAGUCCACCUCUUCAUCUACCUUCCCUAUAGUAAACCCCUAUCAUGAAACCCUUUCCCCUUAAGUCCAAAUCCCAUCACUACCUUCCCCUAUAGUCCCCUCUAUCAUCUACCUCCCAUAGUCACCUCUUUACUACCUUGCCCUAUAGUCACCUCUAUCUCCCACCUUGCCCAUAGUCAACCUCUAUCAUCUACUCCCCUUAGUCCCCUAUCAUCACUUCCCUUGUAUCCACCUCUAAACAUCUACCUUCCCUAUAGUCCACCUCUAUAUCUACCUCCCCUAUAGUCCACCUCUAUUCAUUACGAAUUCCUAUAUCCCACCUCUAUCAUCUACCUUGCCCUAGUGUCCACUUAUUCAUACUUGCCCUACGUCCACUCUAUCAUCUAUCUCCUUCCAAAGUCCACCUCUAUCAUCUACCUUUCCCCUGAAAGUCCACCUCUAUCAUCUACCUUCCCUAAGUUCCACCCCUAUCACUACCUUCCUAGUCCCCCUCUAUCAUCUACAUUCCCUUUUAUCCCACCCCCUAUCAUCUACCCCCUAGCCAAACCCAUCAUUACCUCCCUGUUCCCCUACCUUGCACUUCCAAUGUCCACCUCUAUCAUCUAAACCUUGCCUUUUAAAUCCAUUUAAAAUCUACCUUUUCCCCUAUAGUCCACCUCUUCUUUUCUUUUACCCUACAGUACCUCUAUCAUUACCUUCCCCCAUAGUCCAACUCUAUCAUCUCCUUUCCCCUAAGUCCACCUCCCAUCAUUACCUCCCCUUAGUCCCCUCUAUCCCCCACCUUCCCCUAAAAGUCCACCUCUAUCAUCUACACCCCAAUGUCCACCUCUAUAUCUACCUUGCCCCAUAGUCCACCUCUAUCAUCUACUUGCCUAUAGUCCCGCCUCUAUAAACUAUUUCCCUAAUGUCCACCUCUAUUCACCUUCCCCCAUAGUCCAGCUCUAUCAUCUACCUUCCCUAAUUACAAUUUCAUCAUUACCGCCCUAGUCCACCUCUAUAUUACCUUCCCUGAGUCACCUUCAUACACUACCCCUUUAGUCACUCUUCAUCACUUUCCCUAUAGCCACCCCUAUCUCGCCCCAAUCCAACCUCAUCAUAUUCCCUAUAGUCCUUUCAUCAACCCCUUUCCCCCAAUCCACCCCUAUAUUACCUUCCCCUAAGUCCCCUCAUCACUACCUCCCUUUGUCCACCUUAAUAUCCUGCCCCUUUCCCUCUAUCACUUUCUUCCCUAUAGCCACCCUAACACCUGCCUUAAAACCCUAUGCUCUAACCCUCUAAUCUCCCUUUCCCCUACCACCCUAUCAUCUACCUUCCCCUAAGUCCACCUCUAUCAUCUACCUUCAUAUGUAUCAAUUCCCCACCUUAUCCCCUAUUGCAAUUCCCUAUAGUCACACCUUUAUUAUUCUAUCACCUAUCCCCGUAUCCCCCUCAUCAACCUGCUUUGUCCUUCAAAAUUACUUUCCCCUAUAGUCCACCUCUUUCAUUUCCCUUACCCUACAGUCCACCUCUAUCAUCUACCCUUUCCUAUAGUCCACCUCUAUAAUUCCAUUCCCUACAGUCCACCUCUAUGAUUACCUUCCCUAUAGUCCCACUCUAUCUAAACCUUCCCUAUGUCCAACCUCCACAUCUACCUUGCCUAUAGUCCCCCUAUCAUCUACCUUGCCCUAUAGUCCACCUCUAUCAUAUACCUUGCCAUAUAGUCCGCCUCUAUCAUCUACCUUCCCUAAUGUCCACCUCUAUGAUCUACCUUCCCCUAUAGUCCCAUCUCUAUUUCAUAAAACCUUCCCCCUAUGGUCACUCAUCAUCUACCCUCCCUAUAGUCCACCUCUUCACAUCUACCCUUCCCCUAUAGUCUACCUCUAUCCAUCUACCUUCCCCUUUAAGUCCACCAUCGAUCACCCACCUUGCCCUAUAGUUCCCCCCUAUAUCUACCUUACCAUAGUUCACCUCUAUCAUCCCCCUUCCCCUAUAGUCAAAUUUUAUCAUUACCUUCCCCUAUAGUCCAUCUAUCAUUACCUUCCCCUAAGUCCACUCCAUCAUCUACCUUUCCCAUAGUCCACCUCUAUAUCUACCUUUCCCCUAGUCCACCUCUUUUCAUCUCCUCCCUAUGUCACCUCUAUCAUCUACCCUUGCCCUAUAGCCCACCUUCUAUCAUUUAAAUUUACUAUAGUCCGCCUCUAUCAUACACCUUCCCAAAGUCCACCUCUAAUCUACCUUUCCCCCAUAGUCCACUCGAUCAUUACAUUUACUUACAUUUUAAGUCAUUUUAUAUUCCAAACCUCUUUAUCCAAGCCCAACUUACAUUUCCUUAAAUCAUAAUACUAAUUUUUUUAUUUUUCAUAUCUCCCCCCUAAUCAACCCACACAACCCUUGGCCUUCAAACCCUUUCCUACCAACUCUAUCCUCCGGCCCAUUCCCUCACCUACCUUGACAAAGUCCAUUUUACCUUCCCUACAGUCACCUCUAUCAUCUCCUUUUCCCCUUACUCCACCUCUAUCAUCUACCUACCCCAAUAGUCUACCUCUAUUAUCUACCUUGCCCUAUAGUCCACCUCUAUCAUCUACCUUGCCUUAUAGUCCACUUCUACAAUCUACUUUCCCCUAUAGUCCACCUCUUUCAUCUACCUUACCCUACUGUCCACCUCUACCAUCUACCAUGCCCUAGAGUCCAUCUCUAUCAUCUACCUUGUCCUAUAGUCCACCUCUAUCAACUCCAUUCCCCUAGAGUCCACCUCUAUGAUCUACCUUCCCCUAUAGUCCAGCUCUAUCAUAAACCUUCCCCUAAAGUCCAACUCCAUCAUCUACCUUGCCCUAUAUUCCACCGCUAUCAUAUACCUUGCCCUAUAGUCCACCUCUAUCAUCUACCUUCCCCUAGUGUCCACCUCUAUCAUUUACCUUCCCCUAUAGUCCACCUCUAUCAUUUACCUUCCUCUAUAGUCCACCUCUAUAAUCUACCUUCCCAUAGAGUCCACCUAUAUGAUCUACCUUCCCCUAUAGUCCAGCUCUAUCAUGUACAUUCCCCUGUAGUCCACCUCUAUCAUCUACCUUGCCCUAGAGUACACCUCUAUCAUCUGCCUUCCCAUAUAGUAAACUUCUAUCAUCUACCUUCCCCUAUACUCCACCUCUAUCAUCUACCUUCCCCUACAGUCCAUCUCUAUUCUAUACCUUGCCCUAUAGUCCACCUCCAUCAUCUACCUUCCCAUGUAGUCCACCUCUAUCAUCUACCUUGCCCUAUAGACCACCUCUAUCAUCUACCAUGCCCUAUAGCCCAUCUCUAUCAUUUACCUUAAGCUAUAGUCCACCUCUAUCAUCUACCUUGCCCUAUAGUCCAGCUCUAUAAACUACCUUUCCCUAUAGUCCACCUUUAUCAUCUAUCUUCCCCUGUAGUCCACCUCUAUCGUCUACCUUCCCCUAUAUUCCAGCUUUAUCAUCUACCUUCCCCUAAUGUCCAACUCCAUCAUCUGCUUUCCCCUAUAGUCCACCUCUAUCAUCUACCUACCCCAAUAGUUCACCUCUAUAAACUACCUUUCCCUAUAGUCCACCUCUAUCAUCUACCUUUCCCUAUAGACCACCUCUAUCAUCUACCUUCCCCUACAGUCCACCUCUAUGAACUACCUUCCCCUAUUGUCCAGCUCUAUCAUCUACCAUCCCUGUGAUGUCCAACUCCAUCAUAUACCUUUCCCUAUAGUCCACCUCUAUCAUCUGCUAUCCCCCACAGUCCACCUCUAUCAUCUACCUUCCCCUAUAGUCCACCUCUAUCAUAUACCUUCCCCUAUUGUCCAGCUUUAUCAUCUACCUUCCCGUAUAGUCCACCUCUAUCAUCUACCUUCCUCUUUAGUCAACCUCUAUCAUUUACCUUCCCCUACAGUCCACCUCUAUCAUCUACCUUCCCCUAUAGUCCACCUCUAUCAUCUACCUUCCCCUACAGUCCACCUCUAUCAUCUAUCUUCCCCUGUAGUCCACCUCUAUCAUCUACCUUCCCCUAUAUUCCAGCUUUAUCAUCUACCUUCCCCUAAUGUCCAACUCCAUCAUCUGCUUUCCCCUAUAGUUCACCUCUAUAAACUACCUUCCCCUAUAGCCACCUCUAUCAUCUACCUUGCCCUAUAGUCCACCAUUAUCAUCUACUGUCACAAUAAUUUUGUUAUCUCAAUGGUUGAAGUCAACUACUUCUUAAAUCUUUGAAUAAUUCCCAAAAGGUUGUAAAUCUCUUAGUUUGAAUAAAUUAAUCAAAGACCCAAUUCUGCAAUGGUCAGCAUGUUUAUUCAUUGAGAGCGCUCUGCAACAAAAUGGUCGUACAAUCUUUUUAUACGCACACGUCAGAGGAAAAAUCUCACCCCGCUCUAGGCAGGCUCUAUUUUUCCACUGUACGCAUCUUGUAAGCUCACACCUGGGUACUAUAGCUCCCAUACCUUCCCCUAUAGUCCAGCUCUAUCAUCUACCUUCUCGUAUAGUCCACCUCUAUCAUCUACCUUCCCCUAUAGUCCACCUCUAUCAUCUACCUUCCCCUACAGUCCACCUCUAUCACCUACCUUCCUCUAUAGUACACCUCUAUCAUAUGCCUUCCCCUAUAGUCCACCUCUAUCAUCUACCUUCCCCUAGAGUCCACCUCUAUCACCUACCUUCCUCUAUAGUCCACCUCUAUCAUAUGCCUUCCCCUAUAGUCCACCUCUAUCAUCUACCUUCCCCUAUAGUCCACCUCUAUCACCUACAUUGCCCUAUAGUCCACCUCUAUCAUCUACCUUGCCCUAUAGUCCACCUCUAUCAUCUACCUUGCCCUAUAGUCCACCUCUAUCAUCUACCUUGCCCUAUAGUCCACCUCUAUCAUCUAUCUUCCCCUAUAGCCCACCUCUAUUAA
This is a messenger RNA of Coregonus sp. 'balchen', 28157 nucleotides long. NCBI's taxonomy places the organism in Eukaryota, Metazoa, Chordata, Actinopteri, Salmoniformes, Salmonidae. The record is from the annotation of a GenBank genome assembly.